Messenger RNA from Vigna umbellata (rice bean), 897 nucleotides. Its product is annotated as ubiquitin-conjugating enzyme E2 2-like. The record is from RefSeq and is a predicted model, not a curated record. Lineage: Eukaryota; Viridiplantae; Streptophyta; Magnoliopsida; Fabales; Fabaceae.
UGAUACCCAUUUUUCUUUGCAGUUUGGUUGGUUACUAUUUAGUUUUUACUAAUCCUGCCUUGGAAAUUUAUCAUGAGAGAAGUGGAAGAGUUAUGAUCUGCUGAGGAUUUGGCUUGUGUUUGUGAAAAACCAAGUUUGUGGGUAUUAGAAGUAGAGACCUUAGACGUGUUGCUUUUUGUGCUGUGUAGGCAUGAAUUUGCUUCCCCCACUUUCUGGCUUUGACUUUGUCGGUGAAAAGUUUCCAGCUUUUAACUUGGUGAUGCAUACAGGAUUGUGGCUUGUGAGCAUGUCGACUCCUGCAAGAAAGAGGCUCAUGAGGGAUUUUAAAAGAGUGCAACAAGAUCCUCCAGCUGGCAUCAGUGGGGCUCCCCAUGAGAAUAAUAUUAUGCUUUGGAAUGCAGUUAUAUUUGGACCAGACGACACCCCUUGGGAUGGAGGAACAUUUAAGUUAACACUUCAGUUCACAGAGGAAUAUCCUAAUAAACCACCUGUGGUGCGCUUUGUUUCUCAAAUGUUUCAUCCAAACAUUUAUGCAGAUGGAAGCAUAUGUUUGGACAUUUUGCAAAAUCAAUGGAGUCCAAUUUAUGAUGUAGCUGCAAUACUUACCUCAAUUCAGUCUUUGCUUUGUGAUCCAAACCCAAACUCUCCAGCAAAUUCAGAAGCUGCAAGGAUGUUUAGUGAAAACAAACGUGAUUACAACAGAAGAGUACGAGAUAUUGUUGAGCAGAGUUGGAGUGCUGAUUAGUUGAUUAUCUUGGGGCUUCUGUUGCUGUUAAAAGGUUGUUGAAGGAUCUGAUUGAAUGACCAUUUAUGUACUUAAAAGAACAGUUGUGUUUUGUAGCCCUUGGUAAUGUUUUUCUUCAAACUUAUAUGAAUGGAUGUUCCACCUAUGAUCUC